This is a messenger RNA of Amaranthus tricolor (Joseph's coat), 2050 nucleotides long. RefSeq names its product bystin. Bases 111 to 1448 code for a protein of 445 amino acids. Gene Ontology annotation, biological process: rRNA processing. NCBI's taxonomy places the organism in Eukaryota, Viridiplantae, Streptophyta, Magnoliopsida, Caryophyllales, Amaranthaceae. Gene Ontology annotation, molecular function: snoRNA binding. The record is from RefSeq and is a predicted model, not a curated record. Gene Ontology annotation, cellular component: cytoplasm; preribosome, small subunit precursor; nucleolus. The transcript has 12 exons.
CUUGCUAAACCCUUGAAACCAAAUAAGUCUCUCCCUCAACUCGGUUAUCAACCACCGGCUGCUCUUCCUGUCGUCAAACCGAGAAGAAGGAACCAUUAGAGAGAUAAAAUAUGGGGAAUAAGAGAAGAAGAGAGAGAAAUGUAAAUCCACAGCCAUUCCUCGCUACCGAAGAAUCCAUGGCUGUUUCUAGAAACCGUUCUAGACCUCCCAAGCGUCACCAAGAACAUGAGCAGAUGAUUCUGAAUAAAUUGAGCGAUAAAAUUCUCAAGGAAGCUUUCAAACAGCAAAAGGAAAUUGUAGAUGAGCAAAACGAUGAGCUUAACGUUGAUGGUAUCAGAUUUUAUGCUGUUCAAGUUUCUGCUUCUCGGGAUAAUUCGGAGAACAUUGAUGAUUUUGCUGGGUUUUCUGAAACUCGAAGCCAAUUUGAUGAUUAUGAGGAUCAGAUAAAUGAAGAGGAUGAAAAAUUGCUGGAGGCUUUUUUGUCAAAAGAUGUAGGACCACAGCCCACACUGGGCGAUGUUAUUGCUGCUCGUAUCAAAGAGCAGGAUAUUAAUAUGUCAUCCGAAGCCAGACCCACACCUAAAUUGGAUUCAAGUGUUAUAGAGCAUUACAAGGCGAUGGGGAAGCUUUUAAGCACUUAUACAUCUGGAAAGUUGCCAAAAGGAUUUAAACAUAUCCCUGCUAUGUCUUGUUGGGAGGAGGUUCUAUAUUUAACUGAACCUGAGAAAUGGUCUCCUGCCGCUGUAUACCAAGCAACUAGAAUUUUUGCAUCAAACAUGAAUAGUAAAAGGGCUGAAAGGUUUUACAAGCUCGUGCUUCUACCUCGAGUGAGGGAAGACAUUAGGAAACAUAAAAGGUUGCAUUUUGAAUUAUUUCAAACAUUGAAGAAAGCUCUCUACAAACCUGCUGCUUUCAAUAAAGGGAUCCUAUUUCCCCUUUUUAAGUCUGGGAAUUGUAAUCUCCGCGAAGCAGUCAUCGUGGGUAGUGUUGUUCAAAAAAUGUCCAUUCCUAGAGAUCAUUCAAGUGUAGCGCUAUUGAGGCUAGCUGAGAUGGAUUAUUGUGGGACUACAAGCUAUAUAAUCAAGCUCUUUAUUGACAAGAAGCAUGCUUUGCCUCAUCGUGUGCUUGAUGCUUUGGUUACUCAUUUCAUGAGAUUCCUAGAUGACUCAAGGGUAAUGCCUGUUAUCUGGCAUCAAACUCUUCUUGCUUUUGUUCAAAGGUACAGACAUGAUUUACGGAAGGAAGAUAAAGAUAAUCUUAAUCAAUUAAUGCAAAAACAAAGGCACUAUUUGGUUACACCUGAAAUUCUAAGAGAGCUGAACCUUAGCCGUAAUCGUGGUGAAAAAGAUCAUGACAAUAUGCUGAUGUCAUCAGUAUCUGUUAUCAAUAAAACAGUUGAAGAGGAUAGAUUUGAUAUUCCGGAGGUGCCAAUGGAAGAGGAUGAUUAACUCAGCUGGCAAGUAAAAAUCAAUUUCGUCACCAUGUCUCGAUCACCACUGGAAUUUCUGAUUGGAUUCAGAAUUAUUUGUGCUAUCGGGUUUAUUUACCUUAUUCGUUCUUGAUUGGGUAGUUUGCGAUGCCUUGUAUUAUGCGCUUCAGUCAUUUAGAGAUCACAAACGGGUAAUUUUCCAGUUGAAAUUGUACAAAUAGCAGUGUUGUUUUUCGUCAGCAUUGAGAUUUUGUCGCGGCAUAAGUUUUUCUGUCUGUUGGUGAACGUUUCUUUCUACCAAGUAUUCCAGUUUUGUUUGCCAUUUUGGUGGGCAAAACAUUCUAUGUUCCGGGCUUCCAGCUUCGUCGGUUUUGGAAUUGUUUUUUAUACACAGGUAAUUUGAUUCGGUUCAAAUAUGCAACAAUUCAACCGCCCUCCUGAGAUAGAAUUACUUAUUCAUCUUAUUUUGAGAUAAAAUGUUAGGCUCCGCAAGUAACUAAAUACGGAGGAAGUGUCAUUUUUGUUUUGAGGAGUUUUUAAAAUUUUUAUACACUUAUAUUUCAACUUAGUUGGCUUCUUUAAACGAAAUUAAUGGGCUAAUAAUUUAUCAUUUAUAUUGCA